Molecule: messenger RNA, 3011 nt
Organism: Falco peregrinus (peregrine falcon)
Lineage: Eukaryota; Metazoa; Chordata; Aves; Falconiformes; Falconidae
Gene: SCARA3
Product: scavenger receptor class A member 3
Exons: 5
Coding region: 847-2682 (611 amino acids)
Source: RefSeq, a predicted model, not a curated record
GCCGGGUCUCGGCAGAGGGCAGCAGCAGCCCGACACAAAAGCCUUGGUGGGGAGGGGGUCUUGGCAAGGAACCCCCAAACAUCCCCAACCCCCAGGGGACCCCUAUCCCACGUCUCUGGACUGGGACCACCACUCUGAACCCAAAGCCGGGAGACAAACCACAGCACCCUGGGUCCCAGCCAGGACCCCAGACCCUGAACCACAGCACCCCACAUCCCUGACCUGGUCCCAGGGGCCAGACCCCAGACCCAUCACCCCAUAUCCCUGCCCCAGAUCCACAUACCCAAACCCUAGCUCCCCAAUCCUGACCCCAGCCCCCCAUCUCCCUAAGCCAGACUCCUGAGCCCUGCUGCCCUUGGACCAGGACCCUCUCCCCAGACCAGGACCCUUUCCCCAGACCCCCAGGCCUCCCAGACAAGUGAGGCUGGCACGGCACAGCACAGUGCAGUGUCAGACGGACAUUUGUUAGUCAUUAGGGCUGGAGGGAAGGAGGGCGGGCGCGGGACCAGCCUUUCUUCUCCAGCACAUAUCCCAGCGCCUCGCCUUUUGGUGGCCAGCAUCCAGCCCAGCCGGGCUCUGCCGUCACCAGUCACCCGUCCCCAUCCCGCGUGGGCAGAGGUCAUGGGCAAACUGGCGGUCAUGGGGAUGCUCCGCCGCUGUGGUGGCUUUUGAAGGCUCCCCAGGAAGUUUUGGGAGCGGGGGGCCGGCGGGGGGGAGCAGUCCCGGCCAUGCUGGCCGCUCGCUGACGCUCGCCGGGAAGAGACGUGCCGGGGCGGAUGCGGGAACCGGGGCGGUGAGGCCUGGGUUGGUGCAGGAUUGCACCCACUGCCCCCCACCUCGGGGGCUAUGAGAGAAGACGAGCCGGUGGGAGGAGAGGAAGAGGAGAUGCCAACCUUCAGCUACCGACCGAGUGGUAAGGACAUCCCCUGGGGUGGGCAGGGGGUGCAGCAGGGCCUGAUCCUUCCCUUUCUGCGCUCAGGUAGGGCACAGACCAGCUGCAGACGGUGCCAGAAGAACCUUUCCCUCCAGGCUGCCGUCAAAGUCCUCUACCUCUUCUCCAUCCUCCUCAUCGUGGUCGUGACCGUGCUGGCUGCCUUAGUGUUCAAGAAAGUCAACUCCAUCUCCAACGACAUCAGCUCAGCCCAGACCUAUUAUGAGAAGAAGAUUGUGUCCAUCCAGGAGGAUCUCCAGGGGCUGGAUGAGAAGACCUCGGGAAACUGCUCCGUCUGUCACGAGACGGGACAGCUGGGCCAGGAGAUCACCAAGCUGCAGGGUGAGCUGGAGGAGAUCCAGAAGAUGCUUUUAGUUCAAGAAAUCCUGCUCGACCGGACCUCCCAGACCCAUGACCACCUCUCAUCCACCAGCAACAAAAUCACCAGUGAGGUGGACAACUGCUCCUUGUCCGUCCAGCAGGUCAACGAAAGCUUGGGGCAGUUCCUGGCCCAGCUUGGGGGCUGGCAGGUGGUCACCUCCCAGCUAGACAGCUCUCUCAAGGGCUUGGCCCAGGAGCGCUAUGAUGUCCGAGCAGCCAUGCAGCAGAUGAACUUCACCCUGGGGCAAACCUCUGACUGGAUCCAGGUCAUCCAGAGGAAGACGGAUGAGGAGACGCUGACGCUGCAGAAGAUUGUCACCGAGUGGCAGAACUACACCCGCCUCUUUGGCGGGCUGCGGGCCACCUCCUCCAAGACCAGCGAGCUGGUGAAGACCAUCCAAGGCAGCGUUGGUGCAGCAGCUCGACAGGUCGGCCAGAACUCGGAGAGCAUGCACGACCUGGUGCUGCAGGUGAUGGGGCUGCAGCUGCAGCUGGACAACAUCUCCUCUUUCCUGGAUGACCAUGAGGAGAACAUGAAUGACUUGCGCUACCACAACAGGUACACGCAGAACCGCACGGCUGAACGCUUCGAGACCCUAGAAGGUCGCAUGACGUCCCACGAGAUCGAGAUCAGCACCAUCUUUGCCAACAUCAACGCCACCGACAGCCACGUCCACAGCAUGCUGCGCUACCUGGAUGACGUGCGGCUCUCCUGCACCCUGGGCUUCCACACCCAUGCUGAGGAGCUCUACUACCUGAACAAGUCCCUCAGCCUGGUCCAGGGCACCACAGACCUGCUGCGGGAGCGUUACAGCCUGCUCAGUGCCCGGCUGGACUUUGACAUCCGCAACCUGUCCAUGGUCAUGGAGGAGAUGAAGGUGGUGGAUGUCCGGCAUGGGGAGAUGCUGAAAAACAUCACCAUCUUACGAGGUGUGCCGGGACUGCCGGGCCCCCGUGGCCUCAAGGGUGACGCGGGCGUCAAGGGCCCACCAGGAAGUGAAGGAGAGAAGGGCGACACGGGCAUCAUGGGCUCGCCGGGACCCCAGGGCUCCCCUGGCCCCCCAGGACCCCCUGGCCCCCAGGGUGAAAGGGGUCCCCUGGGCUUGAAAGGCUUCCCUGGCCUCAAGGGUGCCAAGGGCAGCUUUGGGCAAUCUGGCUCUCAGGGACAGGGUGGACCCAAGGGUGACCCUGGCCUCCCGGGGCCGGCUGGGGUGCCAGGGCCAGUGGGCCCCCCUGGCCCGCGGGGCAAACCAGGACUCCCUGGGACCCCCGGUGCUGUGGGCCAGGCUGGCCCGAUGGGGCCCAAGGGGGACCCCGGUUUGCGAGGCCCCCCGGGGCUGCCGGGCCCCCCUGGCCCCCCAGGACAGUAACCCAGCCUGCUGUCAGCCAGGGCACCAGGACAGCGGGGACAGCCACCCCCCCCGGACCUCCAGGGCAUCCCCCACAGGGGUGUGAGGCAGAGCCUCACAGGACAGGGGGGCGAGGGGAUCCGGUACCCCCCAGUGCGAGGGUCCGGGGCUGGUCCUUGGCUCUCAGGGAUGCUGCCGGCUCCAGGCUUGGCCAUUCCCAGCCCCAGGGUGGGGGCUCCCCGUGGGACGGGGUGCAGCUGGUUUGUGCCCUUUGACCCCCACCCCAGCCACCUUCAUCCCCCCAUCCCCGCGCUGUCCCCUCAAUGUACUCGCGGCACAAUAAAGCUGUA